UUGACGGAGUCAUGGAGCCGAUGACCGCCGGUGGCUCUUUCCUGGGCGAGAUCGCGUUUUGGGCAGAGAGGACGCCGGUUCACGAAGCCGCCCGAGACGGGGAGGUCCGUCACCUCCAGGAGCUGAUCGAGAACGGCGCCUGUGUCAACCUGGUCACCUACGACUCCAUCACGCCCCUCCACGAAGCCAGCCUGCGUGGGCAGACGCGGUGUGUGGAGAUGCUGCUGGCCGCAGGAGCCCAGGUGGACGCCAGAAACAUCGAUGGGAGCACCCCGCUCUGCGACGCUUGUGCCUCGGGGAGCAUCGAGUGCGUGAAAGUCCUCCUCUCUCACGGGGCCAAGGUCAACCCGCCAUUGUACAUCGCCUCGCCCCUCCACGAAGCCUGUUUAAACGGCAGCGCCGCGUGUGUCCGUCUCCUCAUUGACGUCGGUGCGAACCUUGAGGCCCAUGACUGCCGUUUUGGAACGCCGUUGCAUGUGGCCUGUGCGCGAGAACACCUGGACUGCGCCAAGUUGUUGCUCAACGCAGGAGCCAACGUGAACGCCGCCAAACUUCACGAGACGGCCCUUCACCACGCUGCCAAAGUGCGAAACACCGACCUGGCGGAGAUGCUGAUCCAAUUCGGAGGAAACGUUUACGCCCGGGACAACCGAGGCAAAAGGCCCUCCGAUUACAGCCAGAGCAGCAGCUCCACAGGAAAAUGCUUCGCCUACUAUGAACGAAAUCCCCUGCGGCUAUCUCAGCUUUGUCGUCUCAGUCUACGUCAGGCUCUCGGCCGAAAAGCUCUGGAGAAAAUCCCCCAUCUUCACAUCCCCGCGAAAUUCGCCGAGUUCCUGUCUUACUGUCAAUGAGCGGCCUGCGGGGCCCCAGGAAUUUCGGGCGUGUCCCCCCACCACACACACCCCAAAAAUUCCCUUUUAAACCCUUGGAAUAAGACAAAAAGACAAAAUGUAUAUAGAAACUCCUAUUUGGCUAUCAACAGUAAAACAUUGAUGCACCCGCACCUUCU
This is a messenger RNA of Pseudonaja textilis, 1009 nucleotides long. RefSeq names its product ankyrin repeat and SOCS box containing 13 (gene ASB13). Gene Ontology annotation, molecular function: protein binding. Gene Ontology annotation, biological process: positive regulation of protein catabolic process; protein ubiquitination. NCBI's taxonomy places the organism in Eukaryota, Metazoa, Chordata, Lepidosauria, Squamata, Elapidae. The record is from RefSeq and is a predicted model, not a curated record.